UUUCUCUCUCUUCAUCCUCCAACCCUCGCCUCCAGUAGUGGAGAACCCACUGCUGAGAUCAUCUCGCUCUCUCUCUCUCUCUCUCUCUCUCUGCGGGGACCGGAACUUUCUCACCCGCCAGUACCCAUCUUCCGCUGCAUUCGCUGCAGGAAAGUUCCGAGCUCUGAAUUUCUUUCGUCCGAGCUCCUACGUCGAAUUGGACCAAAUUUGAAGCGGUGAAGUGGGGGCUGGUUGUGUCGGCCGCGAAAACAGACUUCUUUCACUCCGGGGAGGAGGAAAAAUAUGUCGAUUGCUUUGGAUCGGAGGUGGAAGUUGCAGCUGGUGGUUUGAUGGAAGCCACCGGGUUGAGUAGCUGUGUGCCCUAUUGAUGGAGGUGAAAGCCUGGGGAGGAUGUGGAUGUGGGUUCGCAAUUCCAUCAAGACUUCUUUUUUGGUUGGUUGCAAUACAGAUCGCGGCAUUGUUUUCCACUGUUACCGGGAGUCUGAUUGUGAAAUCUGAGGAUGGGAAGUUUGUUCAUCCACAAGGCUAUGAAACAGGAUCUUACCUGUCACAUUCUUGCAUACACGAUGAAAUACUCCAUCAGAGGCGGCGUCCGGGGCGCAAGGAGUACUCUGUCACCCCUCAGGUUUACCAGGAGUUUGAUUCAUCCAUAAGCCAAGCCCACAGAAGAAGGGCGUUGCUUUCAGUUUCAUCUCCGUCCUCACAACCAAAGGAUUCAAUGCAUCCAAUUAGGAUAUAUUUAAACUAUGAUGCCGUUGGGCACUCCACAGAUAGAGAUUGCAGAUGUGUUGGAGAUGUUGUGAAGCUUGGUGAACCUCCAGCCGCCUCGGUGCCUGGAAACCCUACUUGUGAUCCUCAUGGGGAUCCACCAGUUUUUGUUGACUGUUGGUACAAUUGUACCAUUGAAGAUAUAGCUGGAGAUGAUAAGAAGCAGCGGCUACGCAAGGCACUUGAGAAAACUGCAGAUUGGUUCAAACGGGCUCUAUCAGUUGAACCUGUAAAGGGGAAUUUGAGAUUGAGUGGUUAUUCUGCAUGUGGUCAGGAUGGAGGGGUGCAGCUUCCACAUGAGUACAUUGAAUAUGGUAUUGCAGAUGCAGAUCUUGUUCUUUUGGUUACUACUCGGCCAACUACUGGAAAUACCCUUGCAUGGGCAGUUGCAUGUGAACGUGACCAAUGGGGUCGUGCAAUUGCUGGGCACGUGAAUGUUGCUCCACGUCAUUUGAAUGCCGAAGCAGAAACUCUACUUUCAGCUACUUUAAUACAUGAGGUCAUGCAUGUUCUAGGUUUUGACCCUCAUGCUUUUGCACAUUUUCGCAAUGAAAGAAAAAGAAGGCACAGUAAGGUUACUGUACAAGUUAUGGACAAGAAGCUUGGUCGAAUGGUGACCCGUGUGGUUCUUCCUCGUGUGGUUAUGCAUUCUAGGCACCACUAUGGAGCUUUCUCGGAAAACUUUACAGGCUUAGAGCUGGAAGACGGAGGCGGGAAAGGCACCUCUGGGUCACAUUGGGAGAAAAGGCUAUUGAUGAAUGAGAUUAUGACAGGAUCAGUAGAUACUCGAUCAGUAGUUUCGAAAAUGACUUUGGCUUUAUUAGAAGAUAGUGGUUGGUAUAGAGCUAAUUAUAGCAUGGCAGAUCAUCUUGGUUGGGGCAGAAAUCAGGGGACAGAGUUUGUAACCCUGCCUUGUAAUCUCUGGAAGGCGGCAUAUCAUUGCAAUACGACACAAAUAUCAGGUUGUACAUAUAAUAGGGAAGCCGAAGGAUACUGCCCUAUUGUAAGCUACAGUGGAGAUUUGCCACAAUGGGCUCAAUAUUUUCCACAGCCCAAUAAAGGUGGGCAAUCAUCAUUGGCCGACUAUUGCACAUACUUUGUAGCAUAUUCUGAUGGAUCUUGCACUGAUAUGAAUAGUGCCCGCGCACCCGACAGAAUGCUAGGCGAGGUUCGCGCGAGUAACUCUAGGUGUAUGGCUUCAUCUCUGGUACGAACUGGAUUUGUUAGAGGAUCAAUGACUCAAGGGAAUGGUUGUUACCAACAUCAGUGCACCAAUAACACAUUAGAGGUUGCAGUUGAUGGGGUGUGGAAAGCAUGUCCUGAAGUAGGUGGUCCCAUCCAAUUUCCUGGUUUCAAUGGUGAACUGAUUUGUCCAGCCUAUCAUGAGCUUUGUAGCUAUAUUCCUGUUCCUGUUAAUGGGCAGUGUCCAUCCUCUUGCAGUUUCAAUGGUGACUGUAUCGAUGGGAAAUGUUUUUGCUUUCUCGGUUUUUAUGGGGAUGAUUGCAGCAUGCGAUCCUGCCCAAACAAUUGCAGUGGUCAUGGAACCUGCCAUUCAAAUGGAAUCUGCGCAUGUGAGAAUGGACGAACUGGGAUCGAUUGCUCCACUGCCAUAUGCGACGAGCAAUGCAGCUUGCAUGGUGGUGUUUGUGACAAUGGUGCAUGCGAGUUUCGUUGCUCCGAUUAUGCUGGUUAUACCUGCCAGAACAGCUCCACAUUGCUACCCAGCCUCUCCAUUUGCAGCGAUGUGCUGGCCCACGAUGGAUUUGAACAACACUGUGCCCCGAGCGAGGCAAGCAUAUUACAACAACUUGAAACAGCUGUUGUCAUGCCUAACUACAAUCGGUUGAUGCCAGCUGGUCAAACCUUGCUGAGCAUCCUUGACAAUGGCUAUUGUGCUGCUGCUGCCAAGCGGCUAGCUUGUUGGAUAUCGAUCCAACGUUGCGACAAGGAUGGGGAUAACCGGCUUCGAGUGUGCCACUCUGCAUGUAGAUCAUAUAACUCGGCGUGCGGAGCUGGCCUCGACUGCUCCGACCAGACCCUGUUUAGCAGCGAGGAGGAAGGGGCAGAGCAAUGCACCGGCUACGGUGAAAUAAAGCCUUCGUGGGUGCGUCGGUUCAGAAACUUCUACUCCAGGAAUCAUAGUGGGUAACCACUUGUAGAGAAUCAUGUUUCUUUUUUGUUUUUGGUGCUUUGUAGUUUAUAGGGGAUUAAAGGUAGAAAUCGGUCACGCCUGUAUUUCUGCGUGUUGGGUGGUGGUAACUGGUAAAAAAG
Messenger RNA from Phalaenopsis equestris, 3039 nucleotides. RefSeq names its product leishmanolysin homolog. The transcript is spliced from 17 exons. NCBI's taxonomy places the organism in Eukaryota, Viridiplantae, Streptophyta, Magnoliopsida, Asparagales, Orchidaceae. The record is from RefSeq and is a predicted model, not a curated record. Gene Ontology annotation, molecular function: metalloendopeptidase activity. The coding region runs from base 368 to 2917 and encodes 849 amino acids. Gene Ontology annotation, biological process: cell adhesion; proteolysis. Gene Ontology annotation, cellular component: cytoplasm; membrane.